Molecule: messenger RNA, 3079 nt
Organism: Hippoglossus stenolepis (Pacific halibut)
Lineage: Eukaryota; Metazoa; Chordata; Actinopteri; Pleuronectiformes; Pleuronectidae
Gene: il12rb2
Product: interleukin 12 receptor, beta 2a
Exons: 17
Coding region: 125-2593 (822 amino acids)
Cellular component (GO): membrane
Molecular function (GO): cytokine receptor activity; protein binding
Source: RefSeq, a predicted model, not a curated record
UGACGUGCAGCUGUGAAGACAGAUGUUUUUGAGCGCCUCACGAUGGCGGACAAAGCUGGAUGAGGCUCAGAGGACAUGGUCGAUGUCUUACUGGGAUGUGAUGUCUCGUUUCUGACGACACACCAUGUCUCAAACAUGCUUUGUCCUCAUCGCCGCUGCACUGCUGGUGGUGCAGCUUUGCAUGGGUGAGAAGUCCUGCACCAUCUGGUCCAGCGCUGGAGCCGUGGUGCAGCGAGACACCAGUUUUAAGGUGUACUGCACCUUUAACUGCAAGUGCAGGGGAUCCAUGUACAGUGGCCACCCGUCCACACCACAAAAACACACUGAGCUGAAUUCUACAACCAUAUAUUUUAAGGUGGUGAACAUAACAAAGAACAGGACAUACAGCUGUCAGUGUAACUGUUCUCCUACAUUGGACCCCUGUGGACUGGACAUCUUCACUGGGUAUGUACCAGAUCGUCCUAAAAACCUGUCGUGCAUCUACAAGGUCUUAAAUAAUAAAAGUGGAGAUGUGCUCUGCACUUGGAACAGAGGAAGGCACACUUAUCUUAGAGACAAAACAGAGCUGUGGCUGAGAACUGUAGCAGGAAAUCACACGAGUGAACCAGAGCGACACAAUGUCUCCAGUAAGGGAACUGGUUCACUGUCCAUUAGGUUCACUGUCCUCAGGUCUGUGCAGUUCAUCUACGUGUGGGUUCAAGCCCACAAUGAACUGGGCCCUGUGGUGUCUGCCACCGUUGACUACACCCUCGCUGACAUCGCAACGCCGUCACCUCCUGUUCUUGGUCAACCAGAGUGCUCCUCCCGGGAGUGCGUUUUCACAGUGGAGCAGCCUGUGAGGACUCAGCACCUGCAGAUCCAGUACAAAGCAGCAGAACAGACAUGGACAUCUUACCCAGAUCAAGUCACAAGGUCUUCCUCACACAAACUCCUUUCAAUCCCUCCUUCUCUUCUUAAACCUAAAGGGAGCGUGCAGAUGAGUACAGUUCAGGCUUGGUCCAUCUCCUCUCUGGAGCCCUACAGUUUGUACCAUUUCAGAGCCCGAUCCAGAUUCAGCACCGGCUUGUGGAGUCAGUGGAGCACAAACACUUCCAGCAGGACUCAGGAGGAGGCUCCUGCAAAAGAGUUGGACGUAUGGUACGCUGAGUCUGCGUUUGACUUAAAAUCCCUGAGAGUUUACUGGAAGGAGCUGCACAUUUCCAUCGCAAGAGGGAAGAUCCUAGGGUACAGAGUCAGAGUUUACCGUCCAGAUUCUGGACUGGACCUUGUCACUAACUUCAGCCGGGAUGCCAGGAAUUAUUCUGUCCCAACUUGUGCUAACUGCGAAGUGACUGUGUGGGCUCGCAACUCCAAAGGGUUGUCGCCUCCUGCUACAAUCACAGCACAUCACACAAAAGCCAAGUCCUCUCAGGAUGUGCAAGUAACCACUGGCAACCACAAUGUCACCAUCUCCUGGAGGGAGCCUGAAACUGCACUGUUACCAGCGUCCUAUGUGGUUGAGUGGCACCCAGAGGGUCAGAAGCUGGAGGAACUCAGAUGGGUCCGACUGGGCGGCAGUGACGACCAUGCAGUCAUCACAGGUAUUAAGCCAUUUGAAUGCUACGAGGGGGCAGUGUAUGUUUUCUAUAGCGACAGCUCAGUGACCAAGAUGAUGUUUUCAGGUGUCACAACUUUGGAGUCAGCCCCAGAAGUUGGUCCUUCGUUCCAAGAGACGGUCGAGGGACAAAUAGUGAAGGUGACCUGGACGGAGCUUCCCAGGAGCAAGCGGAGGGGCUGUAUCACCAACUACACCAUCUAUUUAGAGAACAGCAGUGGACACCAGCAGCAAUACUCCAUACCAGCAUCGGACAGGACAUAUGUGAUCCAGCCCCUGUCUCCUUCCAUCUACAGCCUGUGGAUGACUGCGUCCACCGCUGAGGGAGAGGGGCCUGUGGGUCAACAAAUGAAGUUCCUAAUCCAGCAGGGAACUCUACUGACCAACGUCCUUGUGUUUGGUGCCAUCUCCCUGAUUGUGGUUAUAGUGUGCCUGUGCCAUUUUUCAGCAGUAAACCAGAAGUUCUGGGUGUUUUGCCAGUGCCUCAUGCUCGAUGUUGUCCCAGAUCCUGCAAACAGCAAGUGGGCAAAAGAGUGUACCCAUGAAAAGGGCAAGAUGAACCUCCAGCAGCAGCGCAGUAACUCCAGUACAACCGAGGAGGAGGAAGAGCCGAUCCUGGUCGAUAUUGAGGAGAUGCCCAGGCAGAGCGGUGACAUCUCCACAUCUACAAAUGCAUCCUCGCAACUCCCUCCUCAGAUCAGCCUGAGCUUAGACGUCACGCCACCGUACCCUGCGACCACCUACAUCAAGAGCCUCUCCCAGGAUUCUGACAGCUCCGACCACACACAGAGCACAACUGUCGACUACAUCUCAUCACACGGUCUGGGAGAUAUGGAGGAGGAUCAGGAAGAGGAGGAUCAGGAAGAAGAGGAGGAGGAGGAGAUGCUGGGUUUCUUCCCCAGUCACCACCUCUUCAGCGGGCCCAUGGGCUUCGGAGGAAAGUUAACUCUGGACGCGGUGAAAAUUGACUUCUGUAGUGACUUCUUUCAGGACAGCUAAUGUGAAACCAGAACUCUCUGGUGGGAAGAUAAUGAAGGACACAAUAAAAGUUUCAGUGUGUUGUUUGGAUCACACUGGGACAUACAUGAACUACCUCUUUACUUGUUGUAAUCAGAACUGUAAAACAAACAGUCUAGCGCUAAACUAAGCAGGAAUCAUUGACUUAAAAUGUGCUUAAGUUCAAAUUGUAUGCAUUAUCCUUUUUUUUUCAGAAUGGCUAUAGACUAAUACCACUAAUACAUUUCUGCCUGCUUGAAUUGAAAGUUACUAGAAAAAACUAAUAGGAUGUGUAAAGUCUUUUUCUUUACAUUUUCAUCAACAUACUAGAAACAGGAGGAUCAGUCAUAUUCAGAACUGCCCUUAAAAUAUAUUCAACCAAUCACCAUGUUUAGAUAUAAUUUUUACUUUUAUAGAAACUUUUGAUUUGUUAAUUUACUUGUGCAGCCUUAGUCUGAUUUGUCCCUGAAAAUAAAACAUUUAAUCCUU